AUGGACCUCACCGGCGACGGCGGAGGGAACUCUCUGUCGGCGGGCCCCGACGCAACGAAGCGCAAAGUCUGCUACUUUUACGAUCCCGAGGUGGGCAACUACUACUACGGCCAAGGCCACCCAAUGAAACCCCAUCGGAUCCGGAUGACCCACGCUCUCUUGGCCCAUUACGGCCUUCUCCACUCCAUGCAGGUCUUCAAGCCCAACCCGGCACGUGACCGUGAUCUCUGCCGUUUCCAUGCCGACGAUUAUGUCUCCUUCCUCCGAUCGAUCACUCCCGAGACCCAACAAGAUCAGAUGAGGGCUUUGAAGAGGUUCAAUGUUGGUGAAGAUUGUCCUGUGUUUGAUGGGCUUUAUAAUUUUUGUCAGACUUAUGCUGGGGGCUCUAUGGGUGGAGCUGUGAAGCUCAAUCAUGGGCAUGAUAUCGCGAUUAAUUGGGCUGGAGGGUUGCAUCAUGCGAAGAAGUGUGAGGCAUCAGGGUUUUGUUAUGUGAAUGAUAUUGUUCUUGCGAUUUUGGAGUUGCUUAAGCAGCAUGAGCGUGUUCUAUAUGUUGACAUUGAUAUCCACCAUGGAGACGGUGUUGAGGAGGCCUUCUACACAACUGACAGAGUAAUGACAGUUUCAUUUCACAAAUUUGGAGAUUAUUUUCCUGGGACAGGAGAUAUUCGGGACGUUGGACACGGAAAUGGAAAAUACUACUCUCUGAAUGUUCCCCUAGAUGAUGGCAUCGAUGACGAGAGCUAUCAUUCUCUAUUUAAACCUAUCAUGGGUAAAGUGAUGGAAGUUUUCAGGCCUGGUGCUGUGGUCCUUCAAUGUGGUGCAGACUCUUUAUCUGGUGAUCGGCUGGGUUGUUUUAACCUUUCCAUUAGAGGACAUGCAGAGUGUGUGAAGUAUAUGAGAUCUUUUAAUGUACCACUUUUACUACUAGGUGGAGGCGGAUAUACAAUCCGGAAUGUUGCUCGUUGCUGGUGCUAUGAGACAGGAGUUGCUCUUGGUGUUGAGGUUGAAGACAAAAUGCCUCCACAUGAGUAUUAUGAGUAUUUUGGUCCAGAUUACACACUUCAUGUUGCACCAAGUAACAUGGAGAACAAAAAUACACGCCAAGUUCUGGAGGAUAUAAGGGCAAAACUUUUAGACAAUCUCUCCCAACUUCGACAUGCGCCGAGUGUCCAGUUUCAAGAACGACCUCCUGAUACUGAGUUUGCUGAGCCUGAUGAAGAUCUAGAGGAUCCAGAUGAAAGACAUGAUUCCGAUUCUGAUAUGGAAGAGGAUUAUCCUAAGAGCUGCAGGCCUACUGCUAACAGCAUUCAGAAUGUAAGAAUAAAGAGGGAAAAUCUUGAAAAAGAGGAAAUUCAUAAAGCGACUCCAGAGCACGUCAAAGGCACAGAGCCGAUGAAUGAGGACUCCUGUUUCACUUUCAAGCCCUCAGAUGUAGGUCCUAUGUCAGUUGAUGAACCAAGCAAUGUAAAGGUUGAACAAGAUAGCCAGAACAAGUUGCCUGAUGGUCCUGUUGCAAUGCACCAAAAGCCAUAAUCCUGCAUCGAAUUAUCUAUGCACUUGUUUUGUUAGUGGCCGGCAAGUCUGCGUUUCACUUCUCAUUCUUCAUCCGUUGUAAAUGUAAUGUUUUUAUAAAUUUUUGAUUAUUAAGUGUAGGAUUGCUGUAACAAGGGUAACUAAUUGUAAUAUUUUGUUUGUAUCAUCAGCUCAUCACAUUAAAACCUGCUCGGAACUAUGAUCUGAAAGUAGUGUUAAUACUUUGCCAAGGACAAAUUUCUAAAAAAAUGUUCUUAUUUCAGCAGAAGA
This is a messenger RNA of Asparagus officinalis (garden asparagus), 1803 nucleotides long. Its product is annotated as histone deacetylase 19. Gene Ontology annotation, molecular function: histone deacetylase activity. The record is from RefSeq and is a predicted model, not a curated record. The coding region runs from base 1 to 1533 and encodes 510 amino acids. NCBI's taxonomy places the organism in Eukaryota, Viridiplantae, Streptophyta, Magnoliopsida, Asparagales, Asparagaceae. The transcript is spliced from 8 exons.